This is a messenger RNA of Populus euphratica (Euphrates poplar), 1765 nucleotides long. RefSeq names its product wall-associated receptor kinase 2-like. Gene Ontology annotation, molecular function: calcium ion binding; polysaccharide binding; ATP binding. The record is from RefSeq and is a predicted model, not a curated record. The transcript has 4 exons. The coding region runs from base 119 to 1765 and encodes 548 amino acids. NCBI's taxonomy places the organism in Eukaryota, Viridiplantae, Streptophyta, Magnoliopsida, Malpighiales, Salicaceae. Gene Ontology annotation, cellular component: plasma membrane. Gene Ontology annotation, biological process: cell surface receptor signaling pathway; protein phosphorylation.
UCUACAAGGAAAGAAGUUGCAAUAGGCAGUGGGGGGCGGGAGAGAGUUAGUUGGGAGCUUCUUUAUACAAAUCUUCUAGGGGUCAAUUGCUACUUAUUAAGUUGGGAGGUGCAUAGUCAUGUGGGUGUUUUUGCUGAUGAUGUCGCUUUUAUUGUGUCCAGCUACUGCAUCAACAGCAAGGGCGCCAGAUGUAAAACCUCUCUGCCAAGACAAGUGUGGGGAUGUUAGUGUUCCUUACCCCUUUGGGAUUAGAGAACCAAGAUGUGCCAUGAAUACGCACUUCCUCCUAAACUGCACUUCAGGCGAUGAUGGGCAACCUCAACUGUUGCUUGGAAGAAACAUGCCUGUUCGCAAAAUAUCACAGCUGAACGGCACAGUCACUGUAGGCAUAUACACUGCUUUCGACUGCUAUAACGAAACAGCAAGGAACUGGACAAAGACUUCAGUCACCCUUGGAUCAGGCCCCUUCAUGUUCUCAGACACCCGAAAUGUAUUCACAGUAAUUGGUUGCGAUACAUAUGCCUGGAUGACCAACAAUGAGUCCACAUACGGAGCUGCCUGUCUCUCCUUUUGCACCGAAGAUGUGAACAUGUCCGAUGGAAAUCCUUGCUCAGGUUCUGGAUGCUGCCAGACCUCAAUCCCCAAGGGCCUCAAAUCACUUAAAUAUUCAUUAGGUCUUUACGACAACGAGAGCGUUUCGGACUUCAAUAUCUGUGGAUUCGCAUUUUUAGUGGACAAGAACUCCUUCAAGAUUUCAGAUUGGCCGCUCUCCCGCAAGCCAAAAUAUGGAAAAGAUGCAUAUAGAACAGAUAUUGUUAUUGAAUGGGCAGUUAAAAAUGAGACGUGCGAACAGGCUAAAGCUAAUCGAAGUGCAUAUGCUUGUGGCGCUAAUGCAAAUUGCACCUACCCUGAGAGUGGUCAAGGAUAUCGUUGCUUAUGCAAUGAAGGGUUCGAAGGAAAUCCCUAUCUCCAAGAAGGAUGCCAAGAUGUCGAUGAGUGCAAGGAUCCAGAAAGAUAUCCAUGCCAUGGAAGAUGCAAGAACACCAUUGGGAAUUACAAGUGUCGAUGUCCACUUGGUCUGUAUGGUGAUGGUAAAAUAGGUUGUCAAGGAAUUGAUAUCAUCACAUUAAUUACAGUAUCAAACGGAACUCUUUUCAAGCACAUACAUGACAAAACGUCGCAGUUACUAGCUUCCUGGAGCAAUCGUCUGAGGAUAGCAUCAGAGAUUGCCCUUGCGCUUAAUUACCUGCAUUCUCUUGCAGACCCUCCGAUUAUUCAUGGAGAUGUCAAGUCCGUGAACAUACUUUUAGACAACAACUACACAGCAAAGGUUGCAGAUUUUGGAGCUUCAGUGCUGAUUUCUUCAGACCAAACCAUUAUAGCCACAAAAAUACAAGGGACUUUAGGCUACCUGGAUCCAGAGUAUCUCAUGACGGGUAUUUUAACCGCAAGGAGCGAUGCCUUCAGCUUUGGGGUAGUUCUUGUGGAGCUUCUUACGGGACAAAAGCCAAACUCCAGUUCCAGUUCUGGAGAGAAACGGAACCUGAUUCAACACUUUAUCUCAGCACUGGAAACUAAUAAUCUUUUCAGAAUUUUGGAUUUCCAGGCAGCUGAUGAAGGCGAAAUGGAUGAGAUAGAAGCUGUAGCUGAUCAACCUUCAAGUGUGAAGGCGUGCGAGACCCAACAAGCCAGACCCAACAAGCAUGGGCUUGACACAUUGUCAAGCCUAAUUGUGGAUGGGUCUGGUACUAGCGAGUCCCAAUAA